AGUGGCUGGGAGCAGAUGGCAGUGCAGUCUAAAGCCUUCUGUGCGGGCGGCCUGGCCCCCGGCUGGAAGCUGCUGGUCCAGGGACAUGCUGACUCUGGAGAGGACAGGUUCGAGACUAACUUCUUGUUGGAGACGGGGGACAUUGCCUUCCACAUCAAGCCCCGGUUCUCCAGCGCCACUGUGGUGGGCAAUGCCUUCCAGUACGGCCGCUGGGGCCCGGAGCAGGUGUCUAGCAUCUUCCCGCUGGCCCCGGGGGAGCCCUUUGAGAUAGAGGUCAGCUGGGACGCGGAGCACUUCCACGUCUACGCCCCGGAGCACAAGGUGCUACAGUUCCCAUGCCGUCAGAGGCCGCUGGGCGCCACCACCAGGGUGCGCGUGCUGAGUGACCACUGCCUGGCCCAGGUGGAGCUGGCCAAGAGGGGCCUGAGCUGGGGGGACCGGGGCUACUGAGUGACACCUGCACCCCAGGAGCCAGCCUCGGCUUGUCCCAUGUCCAGGGUACCUGGAGUCCCACCCUGGGGCAGCUGGGUGAGGGGGUCUGUGGUCCUGUGUGCUCCUCGCAGCUCCACCUUCAAUAAACUCUGAGAAGGCU
Molecule: messenger RNA, 592 nt
Organism: Homo sapiens (human)
Lineage: Eukaryota; Metazoa; Chordata; Mammalia; Primates; Hominidae
Gene: GRIFIN
Product: galectin-related inter-fiber protein
Exons: 5
Coding region: 16-450 (144 amino acids)
Molecular function (GO): carbohydrate binding
Source: RefSeq, marked validated